GGCGAGGGGGAAGAGCUGUUCUCGCUCCUCGGGAGGGCGCCCUGUCAGCCGGUGCGUGUGGGCUGCCCCGAGUCCGGGGAGGGAGAAGAGCAGUCAACGGCUCUUUAGAGGGCCUCAGAUGGGUCCGCUAACAGAGUGAACGUUUUGCCUCUGCUGGAGGGUGAAAGUCGCUGUCUGGAUAAUCAGGAAGAGAUCGAUAGGACUCCAGUGACCUUUGGUUCACCGCAUAUUCCAUCAUAAAACUGAUGGAACUUCCUGGACAGAAGAGGCUUUUCCUGAGGCUACCAAAAUACAUGUUAAGGGCUCCUGUAAAUACAAUGAAAGUUCCAAUUUUGAUCUGCGUGCGUCUGGACUUUCCAAAAAGUAUGUCAGCUGCUCUGCAGUUUUCUGGAAGCUUACACUGACUUUCCUGAAGAAAGGAAGGUUCAUGUGUUAAGGAGAAUCUGAGAGAUUUUGUCAGGUGGUCAUUGUGGAGUUAUUCUGAUGCUACUUCAAGGCCCGCUGUGUGCUGAUAAGGUGCCUUUGCUAUAAGGAGGACUUGCAGAGAAAUGCAAGUACAGUAUACAUGGUAUGCUGGCUGAAGGUGAAAGCAUGGCAAGUACAUCACUGUGUGCUGCUAAUACAUCAGUGUCUCAGAAUCUUCAGAAAGCGUCUGGUUUUGUAGAAAAUAAAGCCACACAGUGCUCUUUCUCCAUUGAAAGUAUUUUGGGAUUGGAGCAGAAAAAAGAGGUCAUUCCACCUGUGAAAACUCAUCGACCAUGGAUGGAUACAUGCACCAACUUGGUUUUACAUGAAGGCAGUAAUCCUCAUCUGCAAAUCCCUGUCGCUUCCUGUGAAAACUCGUUAUUUCAUACUAACAGUAAUACAAUACAAGAGGAAAAAGUUUUGAAAUGUGAAAAAUAUUUUUCCGUCACUGAGAGGCUGUCUUUCAAACGAGAAUUGAGCUGGUACAGGGGUAGAAGACCAAGAACUGCUUUCACUAGAAACCAGAUUGAAGUUUUGGAAAAUGUUUUCAAAAUGAACUCCUACCCUGGCAUUGACAUUAGAGAAGAACUAGCUCGCAAAUUAGAUUUAGAUGAAGACAGGAUUCAGAUCUGGUUCCAGAAUCGUCGUGCAAAGCUGAAAAGAUCACACCGAGAAUCUCAGUUUCUAAUGGUGAAAAAUAAUUUCACCUCCAACCUACUAGACUAGGAAGAAGAAUGGUUUGCUGUUAAGCUACUAUGAUAGCACAUGAAGAAUUACUGAAGUUUCAUAACUCGAAUUAAGUAAUGAUGAUAUUAAUUUGAUGGUUUUAUCCCUAGAUUUGAAAGGUUAUCGUGAUUUUUCAUUCAAAUAAACUGUAAAUACGUGAAAUAUUAUUAUCUAUUUUUUGUGGAAAAAGUAAACUUUUCCCGUCUAUUUUAAUAAAUAUUUUCAGAAAAGUUUGCAUAUUUUUGCAGUGAAAGAAACAGAAAACCUAAUCAGUGCACAAUACUUUCAGCUACAAUGUAUUACUACAGCUUAACUGAAGACAACAGCACUUCAUAGUUUUAAGAAAAUUCAAGUCUAAAAUAUGCAAUAUGCAAGAGAUUGUGUUACAUUGGAAUUUAAAUCGCUUAAUGAAUGUACUAUAAUUUUCUGAAAAUUGUUCUUUAUGUAAACUGUCUCAUCUCAAACAGGACUAGUAUUUAAGUGACCAUUUUUAGUUCCAGCAAUUACUUAGUUAAGGGGGUUAAAACUAAUCUUUUUUUACAGUGUAUUUUAAAUCAUUUAUAUUUAGGAUAAUAUUUGCCUAUGUAAUAUCUAAAUUGGAGUAUCUCCUGUUUUGUCAGUGUAAAGGGUCCAGUUAUAGAAGUAGCCAUCAAUAUCUUUUAAUGAGAGAAAAAGAGAAAUAUCCUCUAAUGAGAGGCAGGAUCAAAUUGUUUGGGACCAGACCAGAUAUCCAGAUCACUUCCAUUAGUUUUAUCAUGUUGAAUAUUUUUAUCACAGUGUGUACGAAAGUCAAGUAUCUUAAUAAUUGAUAGUCAACCUGCAGUCAAUAUGCAUAAGGACAGCCUUAUACAAGAAGACAAUCCUUUGUG
Messenger RNA from Struthio camelus australis, 2060 nucleotides. RefSeq names its product HESX homeobox 1 (gene HESX1). Gene Ontology annotation, biological process: forebrain development; pituitary gland development; regulation of transcription by RNA polymerase II. Gene Ontology annotation, cellular component: nucleus. Gene Ontology annotation, molecular function: DNA-binding transcription repressor activity, RNA polymerase II-specific; RNA polymerase II cis-regulatory region sequence-specific DNA binding. The record is from RefSeq and is a predicted model, not a curated record. NCBI's taxonomy places the organism in Eukaryota, Metazoa, Chordata, Aves, Struthioniformes, Struthionidae.